Somion occarium is the source of this 2012-nucleotide messenger RNA. NCBI's taxonomy places the organism in Eukaryota, Fungi, Basidiomycota, Agaricomycetes, Polyporales, Cerrenaceae. The record is from the annotation of a GenBank genome assembly.
AACCAGCUAAGCCAUGGGGCACAUGAGAACAUUUUUUUGUUUUAAAAUAUAAUUUGAUUUUGUCAACGCGGUCACGAGCAUAGGUCCUGGGAGAGUCGCGACACGGUUCUUUCUGGCCAACUACUCGCUGAUUUGGCUCUUUCCGCGACCAGCUAACAUGGCAUCAUUAGGGAAGAAACGCAAGUCCACGGGGGGAAUUGACGACGCGAAAACAAGACCGACGAAGCAGCCAAGAAAGACUUUGGACACGUUCUUUUCGACAGAGGUCCUUGCGUCGCCUAAGCCGAAGGAUGAGGAUGGUACUCGAGAGUAUGUAGGCCUCAAUAAGGAACAGGUAAGGGUACUGAGAAUGGUAGUUGAAGAGGAAAAGAGCGUGUUUUUCACUGGUUCCGCUGGUACCGGCAAGUCUUUGCUGCUGAGAGCAAUUAUCAAUGCUCUCCAUAAGAAACAUGCAAAGAAACCGGAUGUUAUCUCUGUGACCGCUAGCACUGGUAUGGCUGCAUCUAACAUCGGCGGCAUGACAAUACAUUCAUGGGGUGCCAUUACCCCCGGAAUGCACAACAUCGAGAAGCUGAUUAGCUACGUCAAGACGUGCAGGCCCGCCCAUCAGCGAUGGAAGAACACCAAAGUACUCAUCAUCGACGAAAUUUCUAUGGUCGAUGGAAAGCUGUUUGAUACGUUGGCCACAUUAGCCGACCGACUUCGCAAGAAGACAGAUAAGCCGUUUGGCGGAAUCCAACUCUUGGUGACAGGCGACUUCUUCCAACUUCCCCCCGUGACCCAAGCUAGGCAGGAACCCAUAUUCGCGUUCGAGAGCGCCGCAUGGGCAAAAUGCAUUGACCAUAUCGUCAUCCUCAAGGAAGUAUUCCGACAGAAGGAUAGCCACUUCGUUGACCUGCUCAACGAAAUGCGCAAGGGUACUAUCUCACAACAAGCGCGAGAAACAUUCAAGUCCCUCUCCCGCCCUUUGACCUUCAACGACGGACUUCUUCCGACAGAACUGUUCCCCCUACGAACUGAAGUGGAGAAAUCCAAUGCCUCCCGAUUAAAAUCGCUCACUGGCACAUCACAUUUCUUUGUUGCGCGAGAUUCGGGGUCUGCUCCUGAAGACAAGAAGAGGAGGCUACUCGAAAACAUGGUCGCUCAGGGAAAAUUGGAGCUGAAAAAGGACGCUCAGGUAAUGUUGAUUAAGAAUAUGGACGAGAACCUUGUGAAUGGGAGUGUGGGACGUGUCCUGGGAUUUUACACUAUGGCUCUGGCGAGUGCGAGUGUGUCCACACCUGUGCCAUCGUCUGCUGGCCCAAGCUCGAGUUCGAAACCCAAGUCCACUUCACAGGAAACAGCCGCCACCAGCAGUAGCAAAGCUACGACUGCAAUUCGGAACGUCCAGGUACUCGAAGACGGGCAUACACCGAUUGAAUUUUCCUCCAUCACCUCCCCCGAGAAAGAAAACGCUUCCCCCUCAAAUGGCACUCCAGGCAACGCUAAACCUAGAUCCAAAGCAGCAAAGGACGACGAGUUAUACCCUCUGGUUGAAUUCCUCACUCCUCAAGGGAAAGAGAUCGUCCUAAUCAUGCGAGACGAAUUCCGAGUAGAAGAUAACGAAGGCAAGUUACUUGCACGACGGGUACAAGUGCCGCUUGUUCUGGCAUGGGCGAUGAGUAUACACAAGAGUCAGGGCCAGACGAUUCAAAGGGUGAAGAUUGAUUUGGGAAGAGUGUUUGAGAAGGGUCAAAGUUAUGUUGCGCUUUCGAGGGCAGCGAGUUUGGAUGGGUUGCAGUUGUUGAGGUUUGACCCCACGAAGUCUUGGAUAGGUAGCAGCGCACCCGAAAGUUAUCAAAUGGUGCAGGGAACUCGAAGCGAAAGAGGCUGCUGAAGCUGCAGGAACGGCUGGACAAUGAACGUUUGAAAGUUGUGUCAACAUGGACGAUAGACGCAUUAGUUAUUUUAUUCUGUAUGUUAUUUGCUUCGAGGUAGACAUUGGCAAUAAAUGAAGUGUCACUGAACUUGAA